UCUUCAACAUGGCGACAUGGCCGGUCAGGUGAUUCGAUUGAUGACCAACUGAUCUUGUUUCACAAUGAAGUUUUGAUGAGUUUGCACGACUGGAAUGGCCAGCAAAGAAAGUCUUGGAAGGGUGAGACAUUUUGAUCUCAGUUCAAAACAGCUGCGACUACGACACCUAAGAAGCAUUUCUGUUCGAAAAAUUAUCCCAAAAUUUUCCAUUUUUGGAGAUAACUUGCUUGACUGCCUGCUGGAAACAUACUUUACUUUGCAUAGUGUGGAAGGAAAUCAGAAAGCCAUAUAUACCAGUGAGAAAAUCAAGUAUUCCCUGAAUCCAACAUGGGCUAGUUUUGAGCCAUCCUCAUGGAAGAAUCAAAAGUCAACCACUGUGUCUUCUGUCAUCGUAAGAGUAUGGGGAGGUCAAAAAAACAAGUUUCGACUCAUUAUUGAGUGGAAGGUUGAUUUGCCAUCUCUACAAUACCUUGGAGAUCAGGUGAGGUCCAGCAAGUAUGGACAGAACACGGUUAUCUUUGGUCUUAUUGAUGGGUAUUACAGUGCACCUAGCUGCUUGCCCAAAGAUGAGACCCCAGGCAGUGGUGAAACUGGAGUUGUGCAAGGAAAAGAUGUUAUCAAAGUUGAUGUGGAUCAGGUUCAGAUAUCUUGCAAACUGUUGUCUGUCCAAAGACUGCAGGCAAUACAGAAGGCAAUCCUGCAAUCUCAGCUGUCGGUCAGAGAUGUGCGUCAGGCCAUCCAAUACAAAGUUGAAUCUGACAUCAAGUCUACUUCACAGCUGUCAGAACAGGAAAUGCUGAAGUUGAAGAUCAAACUUUUAAGAGAAGAGUGGUUAUCAAAACAGAAGUUAUUGUUGAAAGAAAGGGAGGAGGAAAAGAGUAUCUCUGAAAAACUCAAGGAACGAGAAAUAAACCUUAAGAGGGACAGAGAGAAACUGGACUUUAAUAAAGUUUGUUUAAGAGAACACAAGCAAGCAUACGUAGAAAAAAGGGAAACUUUCGUAAAGGUGACUGCGCAGAUGAAUAUGAGACGGCGGCAGCUUAUCUCUGAGCUAAUAACUAUUUACCCCAUUGUGGAGUUACAAGGUUCAAAAGAAUUCGUAAUUAGUGGUGUACGGCUUCCCAAUUGUGAAUCAGAUGAAUUCCAAGCCAUGGACGAUGAGACCUUGUCGGUUGCCCUUGGUUACACGUGUCACUUGGUGUGUAUGAUAGCUCAAUUCUUGGAUCUACCUUUGAGAUAUUCCAUGCAGUCUCGCGGCUCCAGAUCCACCAUUAUGGAUUUUGCGAUCGAAAAGGUUGCAGAGAAGGAGAGGCAGUUUCCGUUAUAUAAUAAAGGGAAAGAAAAAAUUAAGUUUUACUAUGGAACUUUUCUUUUGAACAAGAACAUAGCUCAGCUUCGACAGUUCAAUGGUUUGGGGACACCCAACCUGCGUAACACUCUGCCCAAUCUUAAGGACUUAUUGGAAACAAAGUUCCAAACAAGUGUAAAAUCUGCACCCCUCACAAUUAUACGAAAGUCUCCAUUGAAACAGAGCAAGAAGCGCGCAUCUACAUCGGGAUCUGGUGGGUCCGGAGAAUCUUCUUCUUCGAAUCCCAAACUUGAUGAUGUGCUUCUCAGGACAAUGAGUGCCUCUACAUCCGAGGCGAAGUCUGCUAUACCGGAAGCUUUGAGUGCAGCGCAAGUUAAUCUUGUUCCGAAUACGGAAACUACUGUUACGGGAGAAGAGGACUCAAAACCACCAGUUCAACAUGAUUUGGUUGACUCGCCGGUAAAACCCGUUUUGGAUGAUCACGGGAAGAUUGCCACUAGUUCCUCGACAGACAGCUCUCAGUUACACAUACCCGCGCAAGGAACGAGUCAUUUAAAGUUUCUGGAGCAACAACGUUCCAAAAAAGCCACCAAACUCGACAAUACUAAAAAUGCAAAGACUAAACCACCAAGAACGCUUUCCCUGAAGGGCCAAAGGCCAUCUACUGUGGAGAAACGUAAGCUGGUGAGGAAUAACACUAUCGAUACUGGAACUGUAACUAAAGAAGUCGCUUCGAAACUGGCGAAAAGUACAGUUAAUGACGUGAUUUCAAGUGAGGGAAAGCGUGAUAUUUCUGGUCGUCAACACUUGGAAAGUUUCAGACAAGUUGGCUCUUCUUCGUCCAACGGGGAAUCCUCUACUGUGAGAGGAGACAUCGCUAGUGAGAAAGCCAAUGUGUCGAAGGAACCAAGUCAAUCUGAUAAACCGUUGUUCCGUAAUGACGAACUUCGCGCCAAAAGAAAUUUUUUGUUCGAUGUGGAGGGAUCUAUCAAUUUUGACAGUUACUGCGAAAAUGGAGAUUUAGAUUUAAGAUGAAAACAGAAUUUCUUUUCAAGACGUGUAUUUUACGCAAAAAGUAUGCCUGUAAGUAAUUUCCAAGAUUGCAUGUGAUGAAAUUUUUUUUAAUAAAAUAACAUGUCGCUAAUUGACAUUAAUUUUCCAA
Messenger RNA from Stylophora pistillata, 2471 nucleotides. RefSeq names its product UV radiation resistance-associated protein. Gene Ontology annotation, biological process: SNARE complex assembly. Gene Ontology annotation, cellular component: lytic vacuole; endosome. The record is from RefSeq and is a predicted model, not a curated record. Gene Ontology annotation, molecular function: SNARE binding. NCBI's taxonomy places the organism in Eukaryota, Metazoa, Cnidaria, Anthozoa, Scleractinia, Pocilloporidae.